Messenger RNA from Daldinia loculata, 3133 nucleotides. RefSeq lists its product as uncharacterized. Bases 115 to 2898 code for a protein of 927 amino acids. The transcript is spliced from 3 exons. Lineage: Eukaryota; Fungi; Ascomycota; Sordariomycetes; Xylariales; Hypoxylaceae. The record is from RefSeq and is a predicted model, not a curated record.
AUGCAGCCUACCGCUUCUCAACGUAAAUAUAACCAUGAUUUCCCCGCCUCGAUCGAGCGCUGCUAGCAUAGCUAUCUUUACUCCUCCCAGUUACAUUCAAUAUUUAUCAAGACAAUGAGCCAUACAUUCCAUUGGGGGCUAGAUGGCCUAGAUAAGUCUCGCUUCGAGGCGUACACCAAGAUAUUGAGCCUUCGCAAUAGCGGACAGGCUGAUGAUGCCAUUACAUUCGACGCCUAUGAAGUAGGCCCCGAUAUGAUAGAGCCAGCAAAAGAUGACGAUUCCAUUACGGGUCAACCGUUGACCAACUUCGACAAUGAUAAGCUUAAGCGCGCAUUUCUUGACCGAUUAUCCGAGAUUCUAUCACAUACGAGAGGUGGUUAUCAAGUAGCUGCGGCAUUGAUGAUAGAGAACUUGGGAGUCCCUGAGAUCGUCGUCGCUAAGAACUCUGGGUUAAAGCAAACGGAUAAGGACUUUAUAAUAGCCUUAGAGAAGGUCCUGGUGCGCAUGGCGGGCUGUCCAAUUUCGCCUCAAGACACAGCCGAGUUGUGGGAGUUAAUACUAACUCAAUACACACCGAGAGUAAAGGGAUAUAUAUCAGAUUUGCAAAAAUCUUUGAACCAAGGCCAGAUCCACCUAAUGAAGCAGUCCGAUUCGGAUAUCACCAGAAACCUUGCAGUGCAGAUCGAGGCACUAUCUCUAUUCUUGAACCAAGUACCACACGAACUAAGUAAGAUCGUUCUCGAGGCAUAUCACAUACGAGCCCUCCACAACAUCUCCAUUUUUGAGAAAAUUCAACCAGAGAAGCCAUCAGUCGGCCGGCAAAUUGGCGAUCUGGUCUAUCUAUUGAGCCGACCUCACGUAGCCUUCCUAACCUUUGUUCGAGCCACCGAAAGGAUUGAAGGGUUUGACAAAUUGUGUAUACGAUGGGUCGAGUUCACGUCCUUCAUGAAAAAGGCGCCACUCACCAAGAAACAGCCUGUGGUUCCCCCCUGGACCAUUGGUCAAGUUUUCAAGUCGCUCGGUCUGAAGUUUAAUGACGCGGAGACGAGCGUCUUAAUGAAUUCAGGGACGGAUAAGUCAUCAAAGUGGACCAGGGACAAACUGGCAAAUAGAUUUGGUAAGCUCAAGGCGACCGAGAAUAACGUCCACGCCGAAGUCCAGCUUGUGUUGGACUUGUCUAAGAGGGGUACGCAGCUGGAUAAUACGUUUAAAUACGUCGGUUGCAGUAAACGGUCCUGUCUGCUCUGUUACAGGUUCCUUUCAAUGGUCGGAUUUGCUUGCCGGGGUUGUCACGGAAAAGUCUAUGAGUUGUGGACUAUACCUGAGCUUGAUGGGCUUAGCGAAGGCUCUCUCGAACUGAUCUCUGAGGCAAUUAAGAAGUUACAGAGCCAAGUCGCGAAAUCCCUUCGGCAUGAUACGAAGCCUAGACCUCAUAUAAAAGAGUCAACUAUCGGAGGUUCCUCGAUUGCAACUGUUGUGCCGCAUACUGAGGACCAACACUUGGCGAAAAUGAUAAGGAAUCAUCUGCAAACGAAUAGAGAGCAUUCUAUUUUGAGAGCGCCUAUAAUAAGGCCGGUCUCCCCGCAAAAUGAGGACACUCUUGAUGAGACUCCUUCUCGAUCCCAGCUUCCAGCGGAACGCGAGACUGAGGGCGAAUGUGGGACAUGCUACAAUAUAACAUCACGGCACUGUACCCUCUGCGGCAGAGAUUGGUAUUGUAGUGAGCAUUGCCAGAGCCAAAUGGGGAUUUAUCAUAUCUUCUAUUGUAAUCUCCGGCCACUCACUACAGCAGAUUAUCUAUGUUUAAACUGUCUUUCAGAUGAGAUGCCGGAUGACCCUGGAGUAUUGAAUGACUUUGGAUUCAGUCGCUGCAAGACUCGGGAUGAGCAAUCGCAUCUGCUUGGUGUCUACAUCGGUUUGUUCAAGUAUUUCGACGUUCGUAGCGAGACUGUUGACGCCUGGAGGAGGAACGGGGUCCUCUUGGAUCAGAUCGUGCAGGCGUACAAUGAGAUACCAGAAAUAUCGCGUGGGAAGUAUUUCCCGUGGCUUCUUCGCAACACCCACCUGCUAAGCCAAGACAAGAUAGUUGAGCCGAACCAAGAAUCCCCUAGAUCUUACCUAGAAAGAGUGUUUGAAGAAGCGAGGCAAUAUCUCAAGGGUCAAGACAGUGGAAAGACCAUGGAACAACUAGAGCCGUUUGAUAAGCGACGAUGUUUUGUUUUUUUCGCCUUAACACUUGAAAAUUCCAACCCACCGCCUAUAGAACAUGGUUUAGACCUCUGGUAUGACUUCGGAUUCGCCACAUGCAUCGGUCGCGACCUAACUCCCGAAGGGAUUCAACACGCCGAGGGCAGGCUCGGAGGUUUAUACUCUUUGUUAUUGUGUGGGCACAAGCCCAAAAGGGCUUACUGUAAAAGCCUUGGAAUCCCAUACGAUGGUCCUCCUGAUCCACCAAUAUGCUCUUUUGACGAGUUUUAUAGGGCCUGGAGUUCCUACACACUACCGUCUGUCUUUGAUAAGUACGGAUAUGGCGAUCGGAUUGAUAGUUGGCCCCUUUUCAGAAAGUUCUUCUCGUCCAAACCGGAGAGACGUGCACAUAUUUGGAGGCUACUGCAGUACAUAGCAAUUGGCGAACUCAAUGCCAUCGACUCAAUGCCAGAGCUGAAGGAUGCAGCAAAGUCCUACGGGAUUUCCCCGCAUGUCGAUACAAGAGAGCGACUCGCCCUGUACGAGUUCUAUCGCCAGUUACUGGGUAUUGUUGAUCCUUUAUGUCUUGAUGAGGCAUGCGAACAAGGCACAUUAUUAAGAUUUGCCCUAGAACAUUUAGGAGCAGACAUGGACACGAGAGUCAAGUCAUCGCUAGUCAGGCUUGACGUUUCGAAAAGGACCAGGAGGUAGAUGGGUGUGAUGAGUAUUGAUUGAAUCUCCCAUGUGAAGUAUGUUCUAUCAAUAAUAUGGCCUUACAAUCAGACCGAACAUUACUUGCUAUGUUUAAUGCUUGGCUCGAUGAGGGUCGGUUAGAUAGGGGUGACAAUGCAGUGCGCUUAAUUUUGGCAAGUGGUUUUUCCAUCAUAGAAUCUUGUCAAUUUAAGCUCGACUGAAAUGAAAUGGAAUAAAAUGAAAUGAAAUAGAC